Molecule: messenger RNA, 5553 nt
Organism: Lipotes vexillifer (Yangtze River dolphin)
Lineage: Eukaryota; Metazoa; Chordata; Mammalia; Artiodactyla; Lipotidae
Gene: UBE4B
Product: ubiquitination factor E4B
Exons: 27
Coding region: 692-4213 (1173 amino acids)
Biological process (GO): protein polyubiquitination; ubiquitin-dependent protein catabolic process; ERAD pathway
Cellular component (GO): ubiquitin ligase complex; cytoplasm; nucleus
Molecular function (GO): ubiquitin-ubiquitin ligase activity
Source: RefSeq, a predicted model, not a curated record
GUUGUUUUGAUGAAUAAUACUUGGUGGGGCGAGGGGGUAAGAGUAGGGGUGGAGGGGUAGGAGGAUUUACUCUUCCAGCCAGAACAUCGCGAGUUCGGUCCUCCCCCUCCCCCUUGCCCCCGGCUCCGGCGUGGAGGCGGGGCGUGGCCGGCCUGCUUUGGGAGGGGAGGAGCUUCCCUCCUCAGUGCUGGGCUCUGCCUGGGCGGCUCUGGGGUCGCCUUGCCUCGGGGCACCCACUCUGCAGUUGAACACUUCCCGCCAGGGGGAUAGGGUUGGAAGGAGAGCACGAUCUGCUGGAGGAAGCGCAGCUGCCGCGCCACCACCACGAAGACACAGUAGGCUCCGGGCACGAGGAGAGCUGGAGACCGAGCUCCCUAGUCUGGGUAACCUGGGAAGCAGAGGGUAAAAAGUGGCGCCUUACGAUAACCCUGUAGCAGCAGCAGUGGCGGUCAAAGGAGGCUGCUCGUGGCGUAAGCAGCUAUAGGAGUCUCUGGGGCAAUUGGAGUGACCGACGCCAAGGCAUUUCACUGCCUCUCGUGUUCUUAUUUUUUAACCUCUGACUAUGCAGUUCUGAAACCUCCCCCAUUCGGGGGACCAGACAGCCCGAUAGACACCUUCCACUAUCCUCCCGCCCUGGUCUCAAAGAACAGAAGAUCUCUCCUUAACGCCUUUCACCAUUAAGAGGAAAGCGAUGGAGGAGCUGAGCGCUGAUGAGAUCCGACGGAGGCGCCUGGCACGACUUGCUGGUGGACAGACCUCCCAGCCAAACACCCCGCUCACCUCUCCCCAGAGGGAGAGCCCUCCGGGGCCUCCUGUAGCAGCCUCAGCCCCAGGCCCGUCCCAGAGUCUUGGUCUCAAUGUCCACAACAUGACCCCAGCUACCUCCCCCAUAGGUGCAUCAGGAGUAGCCCAUCGAAGCCAGAGCAGUGAAGGAGUCAGUUCUCUCAGCAGCUCGCCCUCCAAUAGCCUUGAAACACAAUCUCAGUCUCUCUCACGUUCCCAGAGCAUGGAUAUCGAUGGAGUCUCUUGUGAAAAAAGCAUGUCCCAGGUGGAUGUGGAUUCAGGAAUUGAAAAUAUGGAAGUUGAUGAAAAUGACCGAAGAGAAAAAAGGAGCCUCAGCGAUAAGGAGCCUUCAUCAGGUUCUGAAGUGUCUGAAGAACAGGCCUUACAGCUGGUCUGUAAGAUCUUCCGUGUCUCCUGGAAGGACCGGGACAGAGAUGUCAUCUUUCUUUCUUCUCUUUCUGCACAAUUUAAGCAGAACCCAAAAGAAGUGUUCUCUGAUUUUAAGGACUUGAUUGGCCAGAUUUUAAUGGAAGUGCUAAUGAUGUCCACUCAGACUAGAGAUGAAAACCCAUUUGCCAGUCUGACAGCCACAUCCCAGCCAAUUGCAGCGGCAGCUCGGUCACCAGACAGAAACCUCAUGCUAAAUACCGGCUCCAAUCCGGGAACAAGCCCCAUGUUCUGCAGCGUGGGUUCCUUCGGUGCCAGCUCUUUAUCUAGUCUGGGAGCCUCUGGUGGGGCAAGUACUUGGGAUUCCUACAGCGACCAUUUCACCAUUGAGACGUGCAAGGAGACGGACAUGCUGAACUACCUCAUCGAGUGUUUUGACCGAGUUGGGAUAGAGGAAAAAAAAGCACCGAAGAUGUGCAGCCAGCCAGCAGUCAGCCAGCUUCUGAGCAACAUCCGCUCACAGUGCAUAUCCCAUACUGCAUUAGUACUACAAGGGUCCCUCACACAACCAAGGUCCCUGCAGCAGCCGUCCUUCCUGGUGCCGUACAUGCUGUGUAGGAAUCUCCCAUACGGCUUUAUUCAAGAACUGGUGAGAACCACUCACCAGGAUGAAGAAGUGUUCAAGCAGAUCUUUAUCCCCAUUUUACAAGGCCUGGCUCUUGCUGCCAAAGAGUGCUCCCUCGAUAGUGACUACUUUAAAUACCCCCUCAUGGCUUUAGGUGAGCUCUGUGAAACCAAGUUUGGAAAGACACACCCUGUGUGCAAUUUGGUUGCUUCUUUGCCUUUGUGGUUGCCUAAAUCAUUAAGCCCUGGCUCUGGGCGGGAGCUGCAGAGACUCUCGUAUUUGGGGGCUUUCUUUAGCUUCUCAGUCUUUGCAGAAGAUGAUGCAAAAGUGGUUGAAAAGUAUUUCUCAGGGCCUGCCAUUACCCUGGAAAACACUCGUGUGGUGAGCCAAUCACUGCAGCAUUACUUGGAGCUGGGAAGGCAAGAGCUUUUCAAGAUUCUGCAUAGCAUUUUGUUAAACGGAGAAACCCGGGAGGCUGCUCUUGGUUACAUGGCAGCUGUCGUCAAUGCCAAUAUGAAGAAAGCACAGAUGCAGACGGAUGAUAGAUUGGUAUCUACAGACGGAUUGAUGCUGAAUUUCCUUUGGGUGCUGCAGCAGCUAAGCACAAAGAUCAAGUUGGAGACGGUCGACCCCACAUACAUAUUCCACCCGAGGUGUCGGAUUACUCUUCCCAGCGAUGAGACGAGAGUGAAUGCAACGAUGGAGGACGUGAAUGACUGGCUGACUGAACUUUAUGGAGAUCAAUCUCCGUUUUCUGAGCCGAAAUUCCCUACAGAAUGCUUCUUCCUUACCCUGCACGCCCACCAUCUCUCAAUUCUGCCGGGUUGCCGACGCUACAUCCGCAGACUCCGGGCCAUACGGGAGCUCAACAGAACUGUGGAAGAUUUGAAAAACAAUGAAAGCCAAUGGAAAGACUCCCCCCUGGCAGCUAGACACCGUGAAAUGCUGAAGCGCUGCAAAACUCAGCUUAAGAAACUGGUACGAUGCAAGGCCUGUGCUGAUGCUGGUUUACUUGACGAGAGCUUCCUGAGAAGAUGUCUGAAUUUUUACGGCCUUCUCAUUCAGCUGCUGCUCCGCAUCCUGGACCCUGCCUAUCCCGAUGUCACACUGCCUUUAAGUUCAGAUGUCCCCAAGGUAUUUGCAGCAUUGCCUGAGUUUUAUGUAGAAGAUGUUGCUGAAUUUUUAUUUUUUAUUGUACAAUACUCUCCUCAGGUGCUUUAUGAGCCCUGUACUCAGGAUAUUGUGAUGUUCCUCGUUGUGAUGUUGUGUAACCAGAACUACAUCCGAAAUCCAUAUCUGGUGGCCAAACUCGUAGAAGUCAUGUUUAUGACUAACCCUGCUGUUCAGCCACGGACCCAGAAGUUUUUUGAAAUGAUUGAGAACCAUCCUCUCUCCACCAAGCUGUUGGUCCCUUCCCUGAUGAAGUUUUAUACAGAUGUUGAGCAUACCGGAGCCACCAGCGAGUUCUAUGACAAGUUCACCAUUCGCUAUCAUAUUAGCACCAUUUUUAAAAGCCUUUGGCAAAAUAUAGCUCACCAUGGCACCUUUAUGGAGGAGUUCAAUUCCGGGAAGCAGUUUGUCCGCUAUAUAAACAUGCUGAUAAACGACACAACAUUUUUGCUCGAUGAAAGCCUGGAGUCUUUGAAGCGGAUCCACGAAGUGCAAGAAGAGAUGAAGAACAAAGAACAGUGGGACCAGCUGCCCCGGGAUCAGCAGCAGGCCCGCCAGUCCCAGCUCGCUCAGGAUGAGCGCGUUUCACGCUCCUAUCUUGCCCUGGCGACAGAAACCGUGGACAUGUUCCAUAUCCUCACCAAGCAGGUCCAGAAGCCAUUCCUCAGACCUGAACUCGGACCCCGAUUGGCUGCGAUGCUGAACUUUAAUCUUCAGCAACUCUGUGGUCCUAAGUGCCGUGACCUGAAAGUUGAAAACCCUGAGAAAUACGGCUUUGAACCAAAGAAGCUGUUGGACCAACUGACGGAUAUUUACUUGCAGCUGGACUGUGCCCGGUUCGCUAAAGCCAUUGCUGACGACCAGAGAUCCUACAGCAAAGAAUUGUUUGAAGAAGUUAUUUCGAAGAUGCGGAAGGCAGGGAUCAAAUCCACAAUAGCGAUAGAGAAGUUUAAACUUCUGGCUGAGAAGGUGGAGGAGAUUGUGGCCAAGAACGCGCGUGCAGAGAUCGACUACAGUGACGCCCCGGACGAGUUCAGAGACCCUCUGAUGGACACCCUGAUGACCGACCCCGUGCGGCUGCCCUCUGGCACCAUCAUGGACCGCUCCAUCAUCCUGCGGCACUUGCUGAACUCCCCCACGGACCCCUUCAACCGACAGACGCUGACAGAGAGCAUGCUGGAGCCAGUGCCAGAACUGAAAGAACAGAUUCAUGCCUGGAUGAGAGAGAAACAGAACAAUGAUCAUUAAACCAUCCCCCGUGCCCACCCUCUGCGAGAAACAGCCAAGGCCGGCGAGGCAGGCAGGAGCAGCAUCGGUGGUGCAAAUGCUGUUCACAUGUUGGAGGCCAGAAGUGACAAAAUACACCAAGAGCCCACCCAGAGUGACCAAACAGUGGAGACCUGAAAGGACAUGAAUAAGAAGAGGAGCCCAAUUCCUGUACAUAUAUUUAAGUGACAGACGUGGUCAAAAGCUUGAGGGAUACGUUUUAUGAUUGCUUGUGUAAUAGAGCACGUCCUUCAUAUGUCACAAUUUGGGGCUUUUGCUACGGAAGUCUUUUAGUGAUUGAUGACGAAUGGGUCUGGGCAGCAUCCCCUUCAUCCUUUUUUUUUUUUUUUUUUUUUUCCUAAAUCCAGUAUCCGUUGGUUUUGAUUGUGAUUAGAGAACCUUGGACAUUUUGCUGCUAAGACUCUUCCCCCCGCCGGCCCCAUCCUGAUCCUACUUGCACUGCUGUGGAUUUUUUUAAGAGAAGCAAAAACAAAAAUAAACUCUUUUCCCUGGCCCUCCAAACAUUUAUUCUGUGAGAUAACUGUGCCUGCAACAAAGUGUUAAUCCUGGGAUCGUAUUUUUAUAUCAUAUUCACAUAUUUGUUUUUUUAAUUGGUGUUAGAUGACAUGAUUAAUAAAAAAGGCAAGAUAUUUUCAGAAUUUGAAUUUUAGUUUUUUUUUUUUUUUAUUAUUUUGAAAUGUCCCUUAAAUUUUUUUUUUAUUCUAAACAAAAUGAAGAGAAUCCUGUUGCUCUGGUCCUUGUAGUGAGUCCACGAUUAGGAAUCUGAGGAACAGCUGCAGCAAAGGAAGCGUUUAAGUGUAUCAGUAUUUCGCGUCUUACGGUUUGGGGGUGGUUGGGUUAUUUUUAAUGCUGUGUGACAGUUGGAAACCUUUAUAGUUAUCCUGCGAGGGUAAAUAAAUUCCUCAACCCUUGAGUCUGUGAGUUCAAGGCAGGGGUCGUUUGUAUGAUGUGUCCUGUGGGGCUUGGCCUUACCAAAGCAAAAAAGGGGUGCAAGAAAUGUGGAAGUAUGUCUGCUUGUAAAAACACACACAAAGAAAAACACACACACACACACACACACACACACACACACACACACAUAAACAUAAGAUUUUUUGUAUUACUACUCCCUACUUACCAUACUCGGAUUCUUGAAUCUCCUUUGGGGUAAAAAACGAUUUGAAACCAUAAGGCGUUUUGAAGAAAUUAAGUCUACAAACACAUACUUUCUUUUUCUUUUUCUUUCUUUCCCGCUCCACAGACAAUGUCCUCUGUUCAGUUCCUAACGCAAACUACAAUAAAUGGUGAUACACAUUCAGAAG